GGAAACAGACACAUUCAGAGAAAAGGAGCAGAGAUGUUCAACAUGCUGGUUCAUAUUCUCUUGUUUCUGCUCACAAUCAACAGAGGAUAUCCUCAAUCAUGUGAUUAUACGUCUGUGUCUCAGAAAAAGCAAAUCAUUAAUAACUUCCUGGACUGCUGGAAGGAUGAAAAGGAAACAAAUAAGGACUUAGGUAACAGUAGAUACAGGAGUUGCAAAGAAAUCAAAGAGAGCUCCAAUGAUGCUAAAGAUGGAAUUUACACUUUAAUGACAGAAAAUGGAAUGACUUAUCAGACUUUCUGUGAUAUGACCACCAAUGGAGGAGGCUGGACUUUGGUGGCCAGUAUUCAUGAGAACAAUAUGAAUGGCAAGUGCACAUCUGGGGAUCGAUGGUCUAGUCAACAAGGAAGCAAUCCCAAUAAUCCAAAGGGAGAAGGCAACUGGGCAAAUUAUGCUAUUUUUGGCUCUGCUGAAGGUGCCACCAGUGAUGACUAUAAGAAUCCUGGAUAUUAUGAUAUAAAUGCUAAAGAUCUGAGUAUCUGGCACGUUACAAAUAACAGCCCACUCAAGUCUUGGAGAACCUCAUCUCUUCUUAGAUACCGAACAACAAAUGGGUUUUUAGCACAUGAAGGUGGAAACCUCUUUCAUCUAUAUCAGACAUACCCGGUGAUGUAUAAUGCUGGAAGCUGCCUUGAAAACAAUGGGCCUGCUUAUUCUGUUGUAUAUGAUAAAGGGAAUCCAAAUUUAGCCACCAAUUAUUAUUCACCAAAUGGAAGAAAGGAGUUUACGGCUGGGUUUAUUCAGUUUCGUGUUUUCAAUGCUGAGAAGGCUGCACUCGCUUUGUGUCCUGGAAUGAAAGUAACCGGAUGUAAUACAGAACAUCAUUGCAUUGGUGGUGGAGGUUACUUUCCAGAGCAAACCCCAAAGCAGUGUGGAGACUUCACAGCCUUUGAUUGGGAUGGUUAUGGAACUCAAACAGGAUGGAGCAACAGCAAACAAAUUACUGAAGCAGCGGUCUUACUUUUUUAUUAUUAGCAAUAACAACAAAAUUUAACUGGAAUGCUAUAAAUAUAUAUAUAAUACUAAGGAAACAUAUUCAGGGAUCAUAGCAUUUUAUAUAUCAGUUAUAAUAGAUUUUUAGUGACAAUGCUGGGUUUACUUUCUCUCUCUGGGCCGAUAAUCUAAAGCUCUCUGCUUUAGAAGAAUGUGAGUACUGGUGUGGUUUAGCCUUAGACAGGGGCUCACCUCCAUACCUUUGCUAUAUUUGCUAACUAAAAUGUUUUACUUUGAGAAUAUCAUGGUGCAGUACAUACAUAUAUAUAUAUAUAUAUAACUAGCCCAGAUGGAAAAAGUUACUAGUCCACUCAAUGUUGAAGAUAGGAAAAGUGAUUGUAUUUUAAUCGACCACUAGAAUUUCUUACUCUUCAGGGACUAUACAUAUAUACAUAUGUGUGUGCAUCAAAUAUGAGAAUAUGUGAUAUAUAUUUAGUAAUACAAAUUAAACAAUCAAUAAAAUACGAGUCAAUCAUGCAGCAAA
Molecule: messenger RNA, 1534 nt
Organism: Bombina bombina (fire-bellied toad)
Lineage: Eukaryota; Metazoa; Chordata; Amphibia; Anura; Bombinatoridae
Product: intelectin-1
Exons: 8
Coding region: 34-1032 (332 amino acids)
Molecular function (GO): oligosaccharide binding
Source: RefSeq, a predicted model, not a curated record